UCUGAUGGCCUUAGUCUCUUGAAGAGCAUUCCCAGAUCCGGAACUCUUUCCCAAGGCUAAAAGAGAGCCAUGGAAGACGAAUCUCAAUCAAGACCGGAGAGUGCCAAAUCCAGGUCCCAAUCUAGGGUUGGGAGUGCCCAAUCCAGGGUUUCCAGCGCCCAAUCCAGGGUUGCCAGCGCGAAAUCCAGGGUUUCCAGCGCGAAAUCCGAAGGAGCAGGAAGUCGGGCAGCUAGUGCAAAAUCCAGAGCCUCGAUUGCUGGUUCUAUUCUGGCCAGUCGACCUGCUAGCGCUAAAUCGGCCGCACUUUCGAGGCAAGGUAGUGCCCGAUCUCACAAAUCUGUGGCAUGGAGUACCGUGGAUGAUGAGCAGAACCUCUUGGAGGAUGAGCCCUCCAAGAAGCAAGGGGCCCUCACCCAGAUCAUCUCGGGCAUGUGGGCCUCUCGGGAGAUGUUGGUGGACAACCACGAUCCGCAACUGUACGUCAAGAUCACUCUCCGAGAGUUGAUCACCUACUCUAUCUUCAUGGUGGUGAUCUGCUAUGGCACGUUUGUCCAAUACUCUCCGACUUAUUACACCUACACGUCCAUGAUGAAAAGUCUCUUUACCAAACAAUUGGACGUGACAAAUAUGCAAUUGUUUUGGAGGUUUUUGGAAGAGGAUUUGGUGGACGGUAUCUAUUGGGAGACUUGGUACAACAAAGGCCAACGCAAUACCCAGAUCCGUUGCCCCACGGGCGAGCCAGCCAAGCAGCCUUGUGUGGUCCCACCCGCUGACCGGAAUAUUAUGUACGAGAACCGAGUUCUUGGACUACCUAGAUUGCGACAAUUGAAGGUGACCAAUGAUUCGUGUAACAUCCAGGAGGACUUUCAAAAGGCCAUCAAGGUCUGCUAUGCGCCCUAUUCAUCCUCUUCUGAGGAUAGCAGGCCUUUCUUUCCGGAUUUUCGAAACUUCUCAGAUGAAUCAGCAUGGGUGUACCACACGGAGGAAGCCUUGGAAGGAACGCCUCAUUGGGGCCAACUGACCACCUAUUCUGGAGCAGGCUAUUACCAGAAUCUCCACUACUUGAAGAACGACUCCACUAACAUUAUCAGGGAGCUCAAAGAGGGCCUUUGGAUCACUCAAGGAACUCGAUUUGUCACCAUUGACUUCACUGUUUAUAAUGUAAACAUCAAUCUCUUCUGUGUGGCCAAGCUGACCUUCGAGUUCCCCGCUACUGGAGGCGUGAUCCCAGAACAGGAUUUCACGGCGGUGAAGCUCUUGAAAUACACCGAGAGCUCUGAUUAUGUCCUAAUGGCCUGUGAGAUCAUCUUUGUUAUCUUUAUUGUGUACUACAUCAUCGAAGAGAGCUUGGAGAUCAAGCGAAAGAAGUUUCGAUAUUUCUUCAACUUUUGGAACAUCCUGGAUCUGAUCGUCAUUGGGAUCUCGGGUGCCCAAAUCUUCUACAAUAUCUACCUCAUCUUCAGCGUGGAUGGCGUCCUGGAGCAACUUCUGAAGAAGCCUUUCAAGUUUGCGGAUUUCUCGUUCUUGGCCUCAAAUGCUCGGACUCUCACGGUUCUCUCCGCUUUGAAUGUGUUUGUGGCUUGGAUCAAGGUCUUUAAAUAUCUGUCCUUCAAUAAGACCAUGACCCAACUCUCGGGAACACUUGGAGCCGCGGCUAAAGAUCUGUCUGGGUUUUCUGUGAUGUUCUUCAUCAUCUUCUCGGCCUUUGUUCAAUUGGGAUACUUGCUCUUUGGAACACAGGUUCGAGAUUUCCGAAGCUUCAUCGAUUCGGUUUUCACGUUAUUCAGAAUGAUCCUCGGGGACUUCAAUUUCCGUGAUAUUGAAAAGGCCAACGCCUUUUUAGGACCGGUCUACUUCUUGUCGUACAUCUUUUUCGUCUUCUUUGUCCUCUUGAACAUGUUCCUGGCCAUCAUCAACGAUACCUAUGGAGAGGUGAAGGCUGAUCUGAAGACCAAGAAACCGGAUUUCCAAAUGAGCGACUUCUUCAAGACGGGUGUGAACAAUGUCAAAGGCUAUUUGGGAAUUCACGACAGGGCUAUUGAUGUGGAGAAUGCUAUCAAGCUUGCCGCGGCCGAUGAUGGUUUCGUAACCUAUGAAGGCCUCAGAGAGAACCUACGAAAGGCCAGGUUUUCGGAUGUCGAGAUUGAUCUCUUCUUCCACCAAUUCCAGAGUGACCCGAUGCUGUCGCAAAUCAUCCUGGACGAGGAGGAGGUCCGAGCAAAGCAAGAAGAACGAGAGAAACGACGAUUGAGUCGAAUAAGUGGGAUUUUUGACUCCGAUGACGAUGAUUUGGGAUUCGAAUCCGACGAAGAAAUUCAAGCUCCAAGAAGUGGAAGAGAGGCUCGACGCGCUCGAUCUGCUCGAAUUCGUUCAAACCUUGAGGAUCAAUCCGUGCCAGAUAAUGAAUUCUACCAGCUGGUUGGCCGAGUUGAUCGCAUGGAAAGCUCAAUCGCUCCUCUAGCGAGCAAGAUUGACAUCGUGAUGGCCAGAUUUGGGGCAUCCAAUCCGGCGGAAAAGAAGCUGAAAAAAGCAGACAUGGAGCGCAUGUUUGAUCAGAUACUUCAAAGUGAUAAUGUGGUCGCUGCGGCUGCAAAGUACUUGGACUAACUUGUAGAUUCUAGAGCGUGUUGAAAUAACUCACUUAAGAUUGCUAAACUCCUUUCUCACCUGAUUUGUAUCACAACUCACGAUGAUGGCACUAAAUGCAACCAAAUGGAAGAGCUUGUCCACAAUCUGGAGGCUAGUCGACCCUCCAGCCAAAGUCAACGACCAAGCUCGGCAAUGCUCUUGGACCAAUAAAGAUUCUACCUACAUGUGACACAGUUAGCGCGGGAAAAGAGCCUGCAAGACCAUUGAAGAGCAAAUGUUAUUCAACAAGUUUGAGAAUGAAAUAAUUCAUAAUGCAACAGCA
Messenger RNA from Tigriopus californicus, 2911 nucleotides. RefSeq names its product polycystin-2-like protein 1. NCBI's taxonomy places the organism in Eukaryota, Metazoa, Arthropoda, Copepoda, Harpacticoida, Harpacticidae. The coding region runs from base 70 to 2607 and encodes 845 amino acids. The record is from RefSeq and is a predicted model, not a curated record. Gene Ontology annotation, biological process: detection of mechanical stimulus. Gene Ontology annotation, cellular component: membrane. The transcript has 16 exons. Gene Ontology annotation, molecular function: calcium channel activity; calcium ion binding.